Molecule: messenger RNA, 1282 nt
Organism: Drosophila suzukii
Lineage: Eukaryota; Metazoa; Arthropoda; Insecta; Diptera; Drosophilidae
Source: RefSeq, a predicted model, not a curated record
UGCGAUGAGAACUCAGGCAACUGCAAGUUCUGCAAGUCUUCGGGAUGUAACACCGCCAAGGAACUAAGUGCAUAUGUGGACUGUCUGUUUUGUGAUGGCAGCGAUCAGGCAGAAUGCGUGAGGAGUGUUGGAGAUAUAUCCCGUACAUUAUCCUGCCACGGUAGCUGCUUCACCGGUCUAUAUCCCCGCAAUCAGUCAGACUCAAAUCCCGUUUACGAUCUGGCCUGCGGAUGUUUGGAUGAACUCGAGUACGACGAUCGCGAGGCCUGCGCAGCCGGAACUUUGGCAAACUGUGUUUCAUGUUCGGGCGCCAGUUGCAACACUGCUGAUGUGCCAGAGAAUCGACUCAGCUGCAACGUCUGUCAGGAUGCGGAGUGUGAAACGACUGUCAGCACAAAGUUUGUUUGGGUUAUCGUUCCGGAGAACAGUGCUACAUUCAAGUGGGCGAUCGCAGUGUCACGGCCAUGGGUUGUGCCACCGAUCUGGAGGAUUCAUACCUGUUGACCAACCGCAGGGAUGUGUAUCUUUGCUCUGGCAACGAUUGCAACACCAAGGAUAAACUGAACACGGUCGGCGUUUCCUGUAAUAUCUGCAAUUCCACCUAUGAUGACGGUUGUGUAAGCACUGGUGGGUCUUCGCCAGCUGUCUGCGAGCAUAACAUCAAUCCCGAGUGCUACAGCUACCUUAAUGAAGACGGCGUUUUGGAGCGUGGCUGUCUCAUGGACACCGAUGAUGACCUCUUCGAUGAAUGCUUGAGCUCUGGAAGCUCCAACUGCACCAUUUGCAGCACGAAUGGUUGCAACAACGAGAUCUAUCCCUCGGACUGGCUAGCCAGUCUGCGUUGCGAUUCCGCCAACGAUGCGGACUGUGCCCUGAGUCCCAAUAGCUAUUCGGGCCUAUUCGAAGGACGAUCCCUGUGUGACUUCCUUGACCAACGGUCGAACUCUUCGUGGCUGCCAAUCGGAACUGAGUUGCGAUGAAUCCCAGGCGGGAAGCUGCAGGAUUUGCUCUGGAGCCAACUGCAAUGGUGUGGAUCUGCAGUCGGGUUACGUGGGUGAGCCAGGAAAGUGGACGGAUCUUCCAUUGAGCUGUUAUGUUUGUGAAGACGCCGCCAGUUGUGCCUCUGUCACGGAAGCCACCAAGUGUAAGGGUAACAACAAGCAGACCUGCUCCACGGUCUUCAAUUCUGCGGGUCAGGUGGUGGCCAGAGGAUGCACCACCGAAACUGAUGAGCAGACUUGUCUGAAUGAUGCCAACUGCCUGUUGUGCUCACCUGGUGAUA